UGUCAGUGUUGUUGUCUGUUUAUAAGUUCAGACAAUUUCUGUCAGUGUUGUUGUCUGUUUACAAAUUCAGACAAUUUCUAUCAGUGUUGUUGGUUGUUUACACAUUCAGACAAUUUUUGUCAGUGUUGUUGUCUGUUUACAAGUUUAGACAAUUUCUGUCAGUGUUGUUGUCUGUUUACAAGUUCAGAAACUUUCUGUCAGUGUUGUUGU
Molecule: messenger RNA, 210 nt
Organism: Lottia gigantea (owl limpet)
Lineage: Eukaryota; Metazoa; Mollusca; Gastropoda; Lottiidae
Exons: 1
Source: RefSeq, a predicted model, not a curated record